Molecule: messenger RNA, 1257 nt
Organism: Phragmites australis (common reed)
Lineage: Eukaryota; Viridiplantae; Streptophyta; Magnoliopsida; Poales; Poaceae
Product: short-chain dehydrogenase TIC 32, chloroplastic-like
Exons: 8
Coding region: 100-1083 (327 amino acids)
Source: RefSeq, a predicted model, not a curated record
AUCUCUAUAUCUACAAGAGAGGUCAGGUCCCGUGACUCGUUCGGAGGUAACGUGUACGCAGAUGGAUUGAUUACUGGUGGCUUGCGAAGGACGACGGCGAUGGGGCUCUGGGGCUGGCCGUGGGGACGGCCAGGCCUCUCGGGCUUCGGCGCGGCGUCCACUGCCGAGGAGGUCACCGCCGGCGUCGACGCCAGCCAUCUCACGGCCAUCGUCACAGGAGCAACAAAUGGCAUUGGAAAGGAGACAGCCAGAGUCCUUGCACUGAGGGGAGCAAAAGUGAUCAUAGCAGCAAGGACACUGGAGAGUGGCAUGAAGGUGAAAGAGAGCCUUGCAGAUCAGGUCCCAAAUUCCAAAUUGCAUGUCAUGGAGAUGGACCUGAGCUCUCUCAGCUCCGUCCGCAGCUUCGGGCGGUCCUUCAACUCGUCUCACAAGCAUCUCAACAUCCUCAUAAACAAUGCAGGGAUAAUGGCCUGCCCUUUCCAGCUAUCCAAAGAUGGGAUUGAGCGGCAAUUUGCUACGAAUCAUGUUGGUCAUUUCUUGCUGACAAAUCUCCUACUCGACAAGCUGAAAUCAACUGCCAGAGAGACCGGCGUGCAGGGCAGAAUCAUAAAUGUAUCUUCUGUUGCACAUAGAAGAAGUGAUGGUUCAUGCUUUGACUUGAAGAAGCUAAACGAUAAGACUAGGUACAAUCCAUUCAUUGCAUAUUCACAUUCCAAACUAGCCAAUAUUCUCCAUGCAAAUGAGUUAUCCAGGAGUUUUCAGGAAGAAGGAUGCAACCUGACUGCAAAUUCCCUGCAUCCUGGAGUAAUCGUCACCAACAUCGCUCGCUACGUCGCAACAAACAGUGUGCUGGUUUCAAUCCUCUCCGUGGCAAAGCCAUUUCUGAGGGGCAUACCCCAGGGAGCCGCGACUACAUGCUACUUGGCAUUGCACCCUGAUCUGAAAGAUGUGUCUGGCAAAUACUUCGCGGCUUGCAACGAAGUGAUACCGACUGGCGUCGCAAGAGAUGCAGAGCUGGCGAAGAGGCUAUGGUCGUUCAGUGAAGAACUUGUAGGGAUCAGUGCGGAGAAGAGACCUAAAUGAUAUGAUCUUAUCCAUGCGCGCUGGUGCUGCUAGCCUACGAGAGAACUAGUGUAAUGGAGACCAAAAUAUUUCGUAUUACAAGAGUCAGAAGUAGUUGUAGCACCACAACUCCAAAAUGCAAAGUUUCAUAAAUUUGUUGCAAUAAUCAAAACAAGGAUCUCGAUAGUGAUGACA